Messenger RNA from Fusarium subglutinans, 1056 nucleotides. RefSeq names its product STB3 SIN3 binding protein. Gene Ontology annotation, molecular function: sequence-specific DNA binding. Gene Ontology annotation, cellular component: nucleus. The record is from RefSeq and is a predicted model, not a curated record. Gene Ontology annotation, biological process: positive regulation of transcription from RNA polymerase II promoter by glucose. Bases 1 to 1056 code for a protein of 351 amino acids. The transcript has a single exon. Lineage: Eukaryota; Fungi; Ascomycota; Sordariomycetes; Hypocreales; Nectriaceae.
AUGGCUACCAUGGCAGCGGCUGCUCGUGAUAUCUCCCAGGCCUCCUUGAGCCGAGACAACUUAACUGCUGUAGCGGCUCGGAGUGUCCCUGCGACUGUGACACGAUCUCAACAACCCCUUCCUACUCCCCCCAACUCCAUCUCUCCCAACCUGCCGCCUCACGGCCUCAAGGCGCAGCUCCAAAAGGCCAAGCUUGAGCCUAUUGACUCAGACCUGGACCUUCACGAGCCGUCGGAUCGACGACGUUCGAUCUCGCCUGGCCUCGAGGCUUCGGGUGCCAUUACUGGCUCUCUCCUUGCCAAAUACCACCUGCCAGAGAUCCUGCUCAACCAUGGUCCCUUGGCUAUCAGACACAUCAUGGGGUACCUGACCACUUCGGUACCCGGAUUCUCUGGGAUUCCCCCAACAAAGGCGCGGAGACUAGUCGUGGGAGCUUUGGAGGGACGAGGAGGAGAAGGAGGCGGACUGGAUGGAGAGGUGGAAUUUGAAAAGGUGGGAUGGGGCCGCUGGGAUGCUCGCAAGCGAGGACAGCCUUCUCGACACCGACAAGGAACUCCUCCUUCAUCCUACGGCGCGGGCAUCCCCAUUGGCAACAUCGGCGGUAGGGGUCAAGACCGGCCCAGACUCAGCAUUGCGUCAAGCAACGGGGAUUCGGUGCAGUAUUCUCACGAUGAUAACGACAUUUACAUGAUGGAGCAUGAGGCCGACAAGAUGUCCAUGGAUGGAUCUGGAUCCGCUUCGUGCUCCGAGGCCCCGGAUGAUGAUGUCGUUAUGAACGAUGAUCCGGAGGAUGCGACAGAUGACGAGGAUUGGGCUACCAUGGGAGCUGCUGCUCUUCGAGCCGAGUCUUACCCUAACCAGGCGGCAGCUCAGACGGACCAUGGCUUCCGAUCCUCUUCUGCAUAUGCUCCAGGUGGACUUCGUUCGUUCUCUGCCAGCUCCGGCAUGGCUCGUACACCUCAAACACUAAACAUCGACUUCUCGGCGUUGGCGGGCACCUCUGACGCACAGGAGCGGGAGGCCGUCGAGGCCCUCCUGCAGCUCGGUUCUGUAUAA